This is a messenger RNA of Monoraphidium neglectum, 1722 nucleotides long. RefSeq lists its product as hypothetical. Lineage: Eukaryota; Viridiplantae; Chlorophyta; Chlorophyceae; Sphaeropleales; Selenastraceae. The record is from RefSeq and is a predicted model, not a curated record. Bases 1 to 1722 code for a protein of 573 amino acids. The transcript has 12 exons.
AUGGCUGCGCUGGCAGAGCGGGUCCGUGAGGCCCUUCACAUCGGCGCCUUUGAGCCAACGUCCCUUGAGGCUGAGCACCGCAUGCUGUCGGACUCUGAUGACUACGCGGCCCACCUCAAGCGCCUGGAGAGGGCCGCCCGCCAGUUUCAGAAGGACGUUGGGGGCUUCCUGGACGGCACCGGCAAGUUCCUGACCGGCGCGCCCUUCCCCCGCCUCUGGAUCCAGACCAGCUCCACGCAGGCCGCGGAGCCCCAGCGCCCGUCAGUGCCGGAGCGGCACGCGCACCUGUUCACCGCUGAAAUGCACACGCGCCUGGCUGAGGCUGUCCCUGCCACACUGGCUGCCGCCAUAGAGUCAGACCUGGUCAAGCCCCUGUCAGCCUGGAUCACAGCCCACGACAGCGCAAAAGAACGCAUGAGGCACCUGGAGGGGCGGCGCCUGGAGUACGACGCGGCACGCCGCAGGCUGGAGGCCGCCGCAGACAAGGCCGCCACUGCGGAGGCUGGUGGCGCGCGCGACCCCGCGGGCGCGGAGCGGCGCCUGGGGCGUACUGAGGGCGAGGUCGAGCCGCUGAUGGUAGAGUUUGAGGCGGAGAGGGCAGCGCUGGCCGAGCACCUCACAUGGAUGGUCACCGCUGCUGCGCGCCUCAAGGCGUACGUGGCUGACACUGCCAUUGCCAUGCGCAACGCUGCCACCAGCUACACUGUCCCUGAGGGGCUACUGGAGCCGUACCCAGAGACUGCCAGGGGUGAACAGGUGGCAGGCGCGCCGCAGGGCCCGUCUCAGCAGUCUGCUGCCACUCAUACGGCUGGCGAGGCCGCCCCCGUGAAUGUACACACCGACAUUCCCGAGACGGUGCAGCUCGAGGGGGGCGUCAAGCCCCAGGGGCGCGGCGUAGGGGGUUUGCUGGCCGACACGUUCAAGAGCGCCGUCGGCCUCCCGACCGGCCCUGGCGGCUCGGUGCGCCCCCAUGUAGAGAAGGAGGCGGCGCAGGCGCCGGCUACAGGCGGCGCCGAGGGUGUGAGCGGCGCGGCGCUCGACGCCAGCGCCGUGGCCCCGACUGAGGUGGUUGUGGCGGAGUCUGUGGUGCACAUGGUGGAGCCGCCCGUGACAGAGGCGGUGCUGCAUGUGGUGGAUGUACCGCCAGCCCAGGGGGCAAGGGCAGAGGGAGCGCCGCGCGGCGGGAGCGCCGGUGUGUAUGAGGGGGAGGACGCCCCCUACGUGGAGGACGUGCGCGAUCCGCGCCCCUACGCCAGCGAUGAGCCCGGCGGCCCCGUCAGCCCCCGGCGCGAGUGCCGCAUGCCUGACACGGCCGCACACGGGCUGGGCCUGCGCGGCCGCGCGCUCAGCCGGGACCUGCCCCCUGAUGCUGGUGGCGCGGACCAGGAGCCUGAGCCCGCGAUCGAGGAUGCCGAGGCCAAGCAGCUGUCGGCGGUGGUGGCGCCCGGCAGCCCCUUGGCAGCGGGGCUCGCAGGCAAGGCGGCGCAGGCGGGUGCUGAGGGGGAGCCUGCGGGCGGCGAUGACGUCGUGCGCGGCGACACCACGCGCAGCGGCGGUGGUGGGCUGAUGGGGGCCAUCAAGGCCGCCACCAUGGGCGCUGUCAAGGGGAUAACGGGACAGGGGGAGGGCGCACGCGGAGAGGCGGCCGCGGCGCCGUCUGGCGACGGCGAGGGCAAAGAUGGACUGUUCUCACCCACGGCUCAGCUGGGCUCCACAUCAUGA